GUUUAUACCUAAAACUACUAGAAGAAGACCUCAUCACAACAAAUCCGCCUUGACUUUACCUAGCGCUUAACCAUUCAUCUAUUUCAAAUAUACCGAAAAAAUGCUAUAUUUAACCCUACUUCGAGGAUUGCAGCGGUGUGUUGGCCCGCAAUCUCUAAGAAAUGUCAAAUGUAAAGCUCAGUUUUCGGUAAAACCAGGCUGUAUGAGCAGCGGGCUGUCGAGCCCUCACCAGAGGACGGAUACCUCGUUUCUGAGGAGGUCGUUCCACUCCGGGAAUGUCAAGGUAUUUAGACAAACGCAGUGCAAACCCCUUCAACCCCUGUGUCUCUCCUCAAAAAGUCUCUGCACCUCUGCGUCGGACUACUCUGAGACAGGGAGACUUGUUUACACAGGGAGCCUUGGUAGAGCUAUAAUUGGAGUGAAGAUGUUCUCCUACACCAGCAGUGGCACCAGUCUGUGUCUAAUGCCACACGUCCUCUUCAAGACCGGGCUGGCCACACAGAGUUUGGCUGUGCAGGCGUCCUUCAUCGCGAUCAUCAGCCUCUUCACGUUCGUCACCCCCGUCCUCCUCCACCUGCUCACCAAGGGCUACGUUAUCCGACUGUACCACAACGCCGAUCAGGACGCCUACACGGCCGUCACCUGCAACAUCUUCCUGAUGGAGAAGAGGACUGUGUUUAAACAGGGGGAGGUCAGCAUUCCAGCCGUCGCAAAGAUGUUCACCUCGUUCUACGCUGGCCGGAGGAGCAUGUUGGUGAACCCCGACCUCUUCCAGCUCCCCAGUGACUACAAUCAUCUGAUGGGUUAUGACCAGCCGUUCACAUUCAGUGAGGAGGACUUGGAGAGGCAUGACAAAGGCUGAGUGGAUAAAACCACAAUGAAUGCCGGGAAAAGGGCGCGUGGUUUCAAACUUUCCAUUGGGUCAAGCAAUUCUACGAUGGCCAGCUUUAUUGUUUUCCGUGGGCGCCGGCGACUUAGUCUGCAAGUGGACGAUAUGACCGUGGAGAAGAUCGCCAUGAUAUUCCAGGUCCAUCCACACUCUCUGUAUUUUACUGACGACAGCAUCAGAGGGAUACUCCCUGGACCAGAAGGAGCUUUCAGUCUCACAGACCUCAAAGACGGUGGCCACUACGAGGUACACGGGGAGAGCACAGCUGAUGAAGGCUCUCAAGGUCAAAACCCUGCUGCUCGCUUUGCCUUUCGCCGCCCAUCCAGCAGUGCUCUCCCCGUUGCCUCAGGAGCUCUGCCUGCUCCCAGAGCUGUGGGUCCAAAGCUAAACACAAGGAAUGUCUUUAUAGCGGAGUUGGUGGAUGGAAGGCCAGUGACUCGGAAAACGGUGGCAGUACGAUUUUCUGAGUUUGAGGCAUCUGUUAAUAGCAUAAGUGUGAAAGUGGUGGAGGCUCUGGGCGACGACGAGCCUAUUGUGCUUGUGGACAGCCAUGCAAAUGAGAUCCUGGACUGUGAGGGAAACAGAGGAUCUGCAUUCUGGAAGCAGCAUGCAAGAAAGAUCUUUGCUGUUCCCCAAGACCAGAUGCAGAGAACCGGGGGGGGGGGAAGAAUAA
Gadus morhua (Atlantic cod) is the source of this 1562-nucleotide messenger RNA. It is a transcript of the gene tmem70, whose product is annotated as transmembrane protein 70. The record is from RefSeq and is a predicted model, not a curated record. The transcript has 7 exons. Gene Ontology annotation, cellular component: mitochondrial membrane. NCBI's taxonomy places the organism in Eukaryota, Metazoa, Chordata, Actinopteri, Gadiformes, Gadidae. The coding region runs from base 101 to 862 and encodes 253 amino acids. Gene Ontology annotation, biological process: mitochondrial proton-transporting ATP synthase complex assembly.